This is a messenger RNA of Lottia gigantea (owl limpet), 711 nucleotides long. RefSeq lists its product as hypothetical. NCBI's taxonomy places the organism in Eukaryota, Metazoa, Mollusca, Gastropoda, Lottiidae. The record is from RefSeq and is a predicted model, not a curated record. The coding region runs from base 1 to 711 and encodes 236 amino acids. The transcript has 3 exons.
AUGGCGGGUUUUCUUCCUGUACAUGAGCGUGUGCCUCUUUAUUCCGUAAAAAAGUCGACUGUAUUGCUUCCCGACGUUUGCUCAUCACCUCCUUUAAACAUUCUUAUAUUUGGUUCUUCAUAUAUAAAACGGUUAGCGGUUUAUUUAUCGCAUUUUAAUCAUGUUAAUUUGGAUUUGGAUCGGCGUGUGUGUCGAGUAACUUGCUGGGGACAUGGCGGUCUGUUAGUCCGCAAUGAUCCGCACGGAAGACUGUCCGUCACGAACUCGAGAUUUUCGGAAAUGGAUAUAAUUAUGCUCCAUCUAGGAUCGAAUGAUUUGUGCGACAUUUUAUCAUUUCCGUCGGUUAUAGCUCGGGAUGUCUUUGACUUCGCUAAAGAUGUGUUGUGUGUUUGGCAUCCCAAGUUAGUUAUAAUAAGCCAACUUUUGCCCAGGCAGUGUGAACCUUAUAACGGCUAUAAUGCCAAGAUUUUGGCUACCAAUAUGGAGUUAGAGGCUCUUUGUUUUUCUGAGAGGGUGAUGUCUAAACGUGGAUCGAAGCGCCCAUUAGAUGAGGGUAGUGGUGAGCCGUCAACAUCUGGAUCAUGUCCCAUGUCAACGGCUGAAGACAGAUUGACCGAAAUUUUGAUUAAAAAAUUGAUUGAUAGAGGUUUGCACACUUGUUUGAAUCCGGCUUUGCACCUAGUACUAUUGCUAGCCAUGCAUCAGUUCUGA